Molecule: messenger RNA, 459 nt
Organism: Miscanthus lutarioriparius
Lineage: Eukaryota; Viridiplantae; Streptophyta; Magnoliopsida; Poales; Poaceae
Source: the annotation of a GenBank genome assembly
AUGGGGAAGGACUCGAAGCCGAAGGACGCCAAGGGGAAGGACGCCAAGGGGAAGGGCAAGCAGGCGGCCGGCUCCUCUGGCGGCGACGAUGGCGGUGGCAAGGGAGGCAAGGGCAAGGGCGGCAAGUCCGCUGACGGACUCGGCACCUGCACCUACGUCAAAGCUAGGCACGUAUUGUGUGAGAAGCAGGGGAAGAUCAAUGAAGCUUAUAAGAAGUUGCAGGAUGGAUGGCUGGACAAUGGGGACAAAGUCCCUCCUGCUGAGUUUGCUAAGGUAGCACAAGAGUAUUCUGAAUGCCCAUCAGGGAAGAAAGGUGGAGACCUUGGUUGGUUCCCUCGUGGCAAGAUGGCUGGCCCUUUCCAGGAGGUUGCUUUCAACACUCCUGUGGGAGCUGUUAGCGCACCAUUCAAGUCCACGCAUGGGUAUCACUUUAUCCUCUGCGAAGGAAGGAAGAACUGA